CUUGCUUUGUCGUAGUAGAAACUGCUAGAAACUUAUCAAAGUGUGAAUAAGACUCUCAAACGAAUGUAGAACUAAAAAGAUAAAGGGGGUUCAUUGCUUCUUAUGCAUUUUACAGCUAAGUUUUAAUCAAAUUACCAUUAUUCCAGCUCGGUUUCCCUCUUGUUUUACUUUUGUUUAACUAAAAAACCCGUUCCGCUUUAACAUGUUGUCCCGAGGAUGGAGUGCACCGCCACCACGGAAGACCUUUCUCUCAACUGUUCACACGCCGAUGCGACACUAAAGUCUUAUUUAUUGCUAUAUAUGUUUUCUAAGCCGCAAACUAGUUAAACCAGCUUGCCGUGAAGGUGUUUCGGAUUUAAUAAGCGGAUGUUAACGAACAAAAAGACUGUGGACAGUCGCUAAGUAACGCCGUUGGAGCUGAGUUCAAGGUCCAGCUCAGAGCAAAGGAAAAUACGCACGCCUGUCAACAUUACAUCAAAUCGGUUGUCAACAUGUCAGAGUCAGCUGACAGUCGCACCCAGACGUUAAAUUUCAACAUCGGGGUGCUCGGACAUGUCGACAGCGGGAAGACAUCGCUUGCCAGGGCGCUGAGCAGCACCGCCUCCACCGCUGCCUUCGACAAGAACCCGCAGUCCCGUGAGAGAGGCAUCACGCUGGACCUCGGCUUCUCCUCCUUCACGGUGGAUCUGCCCGAUCACCUGCGGGACAGCGGAGGCCAGAAGCAGUAUGACAGCCUGCAGUUCACCCUGGUGGACUGUCCAGGACACGCCUCUCUUAUUCGGACUAUCAUUGGGGGUGCUCAGAUCAUUGACCUGAUGAUGCUGGUGGUGGAUGUGGUGAAAGGCGUGCAGACACAGACUGCAGAGUGUCUACUGAUAGGAGAGCUGACCUGCCCUUGCAUGGUGGUCGUCCUGAACAAAAUUGACCUUCUGCCACCCAACAAAAGACAGAGUGCCAUUGAGAAAAUGACCAAGAGACUGCACAAGACACUGGAGAGCACCAGAUUCAAGGAAUGUCCAGUGAUUGCUGUGGCAGCGAAGCCUGGGGGCCCAGAGGCUCCUGACACAGAGGAGCCACAUGGAGUGCCAGAGUUAAUAGAGCUUUUGAAGAAGCAGACAUACCUCCCUCAGAGAGACCCCGGAGGUGACCUUCUGAUGGCUGUGGACCAUUGCUUCUCCAUCCGUGGUCAGGGAACAGUCAUGACUGGAACCAUCCUGCAGGGGUCGUUGGCCAUCAACGACACUGUGGAAAUCCCAGCGCUGAAGGUGACCAAGAAGAUAAAGUCAGUGCAGAUGUUUCGGAAGCCAGUGUCUGGGGCCAUGCAGGGGGAUCGUGUGGGUGUGUGUGUGACACAGUUUGACCCUAAACUGUUAGAGCGGGGUGUGGUGUGCACCCCAGGGUCCCUGCACACCCUCUAUGCCGCUGUCAUCUCUGUGAGGAAGAUAGGCUACUUCAAGGGCUCUCUGGCUACCCGUGCCAAGUUCCACAUCACUGUGGGUCACGAGACAGUCAUGGCAAGAGUUACAUUCUUUGGCCUGCCACCUGUGGGUGCCUCAGAGUCCCCCUCAGACACUAAACCACCUCCAUCACAGCCCUGUUCACUAGAAUCACCUUUCACCUUCGACAGGGAGUAUUUCUACCAGGAUGAAUAUGUCACCGGUCAGGAAGAAGGGAGUUCAGGACCUGACCCGGAGCAAUGGGCUUUGUUGGAGUUUGAGCGGCCAGUCACAUGUCCUUCACUCUGCCUGGUGAUUGGUUCCAAGCUGGACACAGACAUCCAUGCCAAUGCGUGCCGGCUGGCCUUCCAAGGUUGUCUUCUGCAGGGGUUUGAAGAUAAAGGCUAUGCUGAGACUGGGCUGCCUCGUCUGCGCAUUUACAAGACAAAACACAAGGAGGGACAGGUGGAAAGGGUGACUGACGAUUAUACUGUGAUUGGCCGAAACCUGUUCAAGAAGGAGACAAACCUCCAGCUCUUUCUGGGGUUGAAGGUUACGUUGUCGACGGGUGAGACUGGUGUUAUCGAGGGUGGGUUCGGACAGAGCGGGAAGUUCAAGAUUCGGGUACAAGAGGGCCUUUGCGCAGAAACCAAGCAGUUGUUAUCCUCCACCUCUAAGAAGAAAGGGAAGGGUGGAAGCAAAGGUGGACCAGCAAAUGAAGAGGAGCCCAAAACAGAUCCUCAGCCUGUUAGCAUUCACUUGCAUUUCAAACGAUAUGUCUUUGAUCCCCAUAAAAAGAUGGUUCAAUCUUGACCUUUGUUGCACUUCAGCCUGACGCUGUUAUGGUGCUGUAGACGGGCAGAGGCAGAGGUCUUGUAAAGGUGAGGGGAACACUGGCCUCUGUAUCAAGGGUAUGAUAACUUUCUUCUGUCAGCCUCUUUUUCUGGGGAUGGAGACAGUCUGCUGAAAUGCAAUGAUUGUGGAAUGCUGAACACAUGUGAAACAAUGAUUGUUUUAUCUCCCUUUAUGGAGAUGGACUUAAUCCAGUUUGUAUCAUCACAAGGUUGGAAGAAGCUUCUCUUCUGUUCCUGAUACAUUUGAGUUGUCUUAAAAAAAAUCUGUUCUUCAGAGUAUGAAUCAGUUCUUUUUAUUUGCAGAAAACGAUCUUUCAGUAUGUUUCCAAUUCAGCCGAGCCUUAAAUUGGCAUAAACAAAUUAAUCAGCAUUAUAGAAAUACUGACCUCACAGAUUACACAGGUUUGCUGCUUAGAUCUGUCUGCUGGAAUAAAGGGUGUUUUAUGUUUCAGUUUUGUCCAUAUUUCCUUCAUAUUUUCUGUUUACUUUCAUUUACUUUAAUGGCAGCUUGAGCUCCAUUUUACUCAGAAUAGCAGUUACAUCAGAGAUUGCUUGAAUUGAAUUGAAUACUCUUUUCAGAAAGAAAAAUAAAGCAAACCUGUCCUGAAACGUC
Molecule: messenger RNA, 2903 nt
Organism: Dicentrarchus labrax (European seabass)
Lineage: Eukaryota; Metazoa; Chordata; Actinopteri; Moronidae
Gene: eefsec
Product: eukaryotic elongation factor, selenocysteine-tRNA-specific
Exons: 7
Coding region: 492-2249 (585 amino acids)
Biological process (GO): selenocysteine incorporation
Molecular function (GO): GTPase activity; translation elongation factor activity; GTP binding
Source: RefSeq, a predicted model, not a curated record